AGCUCUCUUCUCGGUGCGCGUGUACGUGCACGUGUGCAUAUUUUGAGUGCGUGAAAAUGGACUGUGAGUUAUGUAGCAAGAAGAAGAGGUUAAGAAAGGGGCUUUGGUCUCCUGAAGAAGACGAAAAGCUUGUGGCUUAUAUCACUAAGCACGGCCACGGGUGCUGGACCUCUGUUCCCAAGGGUGCUGGACUGGAGAGAUGUGGAAAGAGUUGCAGACUGAGGUGGUUAAACUAUUUGAGACCAGGACUAAAGAGAGGCCGCUUCUCCCUUGAAGAAGAAAACAUUAUUAUAGCUGCUCAGCAGCUCUUGGGCAACAGGUGGGCCCAAAUAUCCAAUUAUCUCCCUGGACGUACAGACAAUGAAAUAAAGAAUUAUUGGAAUUCUCACCUCAAGAAGGGGGCAUGGAAGAAAGAACAAAUUGAAAAGUCAUGGACUCUCAAGGCCCAAGAGAGAACUCCAUCAAACAGUAUAGUCCCAGAAGAGCAGCACAUAAUAUAUGAGGAGCCUAAACUCUUUCAAGGAGAGGUUGGACCCAAUUACAAUUUCAACAACCUUUAUUUUGGUGAUUCUCAAGUAGUAUUAAAUGAGAAUUCUAAUAUUUAUAACCAGCCACUCGGAGGGGUAGUCCAUGAGAACCAUCUUAUUGCAAUGACACCCUGGGUUCCACCAGAUGAUGGCCCCCUACAAAUGGAGUCCAUUAUUUUCCCACAACUGAAUCCUUUAGAUGUUUUUCACCCAGGAAUGAGCAUGGGUUUGCAAGGAUUGGAAGCAUAUAACUCUCUCAACAAUGGGGAAUUUUAAGUUUCUACUGUUAUGCAUGUAGAUUGCUUUGAGAAAGUUUCCUUAAUAAUGGGGAAGAUGUAUACAAAUUGAAUACAAGAAGAAAAAAUUAACUAAUGUUAUACUUAUUGGAUGUAUGUUAGAUAUGCUGCUAUAUGACAAUCUAUGUAACAAAUUAAG
Messenger RNA from Amborella trichopoda, 962 nucleotides. RefSeq names its product transcription factor MYB83. NCBI's taxonomy places the organism in Eukaryota, Viridiplantae, Streptophyta, Magnoliopsida, Amborellales, Amborellaceae. The record is from RefSeq and is a predicted model, not a curated record.